CAACACAGUGUAGAGAAGGAGAGACGGGUCGACGGGAUGAAGCAGGAGCACUCGGACUGUCUUCUCCGGUAAACAAGCGGAGCAAGAGCCUGGAAAUCACUGGCGGAAAGCCGCGGAGGAGUGGGGGGGAUUUCGGGGACACAGCCAUGGCGACGGGAGGAGUAGGAGGAGGAGGAGGCGUGAAGCGGCGGAGGAAAGCGGGGCUCCCGGGAUUCUGCUGGAAAACCUGCUACUUUCCCAUUUUGUUCUGGGUCGUUUCUGUGUGCGGGGAGGAGAACACGCUGAUUGUGGAGACAUGGCUGAAGAACUAUGGCUACCUGCUGCCUCACGACGUCCGCACGUCAGACCUGCGGCAGGAGAAAGCCAUGCAGUCCGCUGUGGCCGCCAUGCAGCGCUUCUACGGCAUUCCCGUGACGGGAAUACUGGACGAGACAACUAUAGAGUGGAUGAGGAGACCUCGCUGUGGCGUUCCAGAUCAUCCUCACACCAGCCGCCGUCAGAGGAAUAAACGCUACGCACUGACGGGACAGAAGUGGAGGGAUAAAAAGAUCUCCUACAGCAUAUCUAACUUCACCCCUAAAGUGGGAGAGAAGGACACUCAGAGAGCGAUCCGACAAGCCUUCAACGUGUGGCAGACCGUCACGCCGCUCUCCUUCCAGGAGGUGCCGCACUCGGAGAUCAAGAACGAGGGGAAGGAGGCCGACAUCAUGAUAUUCUUUGCCUCUGGUUUCCAUGGCGACAGCUCUCCGUUUGACGGAGAGGGGGGUUUCCUGGCCCACGCGUACUUCCCCGGCGCCGGCAUUGGAGGAGACACACACUUCGACUCCGACGAGCCCUGGACGCUGGGCAACGCCAACCACGACGGUAACGAUCUGUUCCUGGUGGCGGUGCACGAGUUGGGUCAUGCGUUGGGUUUGGAGCACUCCAACGAUCCCAGCGCCAUCAUGGCUCCUUUCUAUCAGUACAUGGACACGCACAACUUCAAGCUGCCGCUGGACGACCUGCAGGGCAUUCAGAAAAUCUACGGCAUCCCCACAGCCAUGCUGGAGCCGACCAGGCCGUUACCCACCUUACCCUCCCGACGCCCACACUCCACCUCCGAACGCAAACACUCCCGCCCGCCUCGCCCCCCCGGCGACCGGCCGGCGCUGCCCGGAAACGGCAAACCCAACAUCUGUGAAGGCAACUUCAACACUGUGGCCUUCUUCAGACGGGAGAUGUUCGUCUUCAAGGAUCGCUGGUUUUGGCGUCUGAGGAACAACAAGGUGCAGGAGGGUUAUCCCAUGCAGAUCGAUCAGUUCUGGAAGGGUCUGCCUCCUCGCAUCGACGCUGCCUACGAGAGGUCGGACGGCAAAUUCGUCUUCUUUAAAGGUGAUAAGUACUGGGUGUUUAAGGAGGUGACAGCCGAGCCCGGUUACCCCCACAGCCUGGUGGAGCUGGGCAGCUGCCUCCCCAAAGACGGCAUCGACACGGCGCUGCGCUGGGAGCCGGUCGGGAAAACCUACUUCUUCAAAGGAGACCAGUACUGGCGCUACAACGAGGAGAAACGCACGGCCGACCCAGGAUACCCCAAACCCAUCACCGUGUGGAAGGGGAUCCCCGACGGACCACAGGGGGCCUUCAUCAGCAGGGAGGGAUACUACACGUACUUCUACAAGGGGAAGGACUACUGGAAGUUUGACAACCAGAAGCUGACGGUGGAACCCGGAUACCCUAAGUCCAUCUUGCGUGACUGGAUGGGUUGCGACCAGUCUGACAUGGAGCGCUCUGGCAGCAAGGGUAACCGUGGCGACCGUCAGCUGCCUCUGGACGACGUGGACAUCAUGGUGACCAUCAAUGACGUCCCAACGACUGUCAACGCCAUCGCCGUGGUGAUCCCCUGCAUCCUGUCACUGUGCAUCCUGGUGCUGGUGUACACCAUUUUCCAGUUUAAAAACAAAGGAGUGCAGCAGAACACCAUGACGCCACACUACUACAAAUACCCGGUUCAGGAGUGGGUAUGACAGGCAACUCCCUUUCGAAGACGUCAGUGGUUGAGGGUUGAUGGUGGUCAAGCAGUCGACAUGUUGUUGGCUGGCAACCAGGAACGCUAGCGAAAAACAAUGGAAGAUCAAUUCUGACAGAUACGUAAAUGUGCUAGCUAGAAACAAAACGACGCACACUUAAAAUACUCUACAAAGUAGAUUUAGACAUUGGCUCCGAGUGUUUGUGUGUUUGUGCGACAGAGAAGGCCCGUCUUGUGACUAAAACACUUCAGUGUUAAACAGCAAGUUCACUGACUUUGUGUUUUUCCGUUCGCCAGCCAGAGAGGGAGCUUUAAACAAACUGAGGACAGUGCUGAAAAGUCUUCUUGGACUCCCAUGUGAUUGGCUAAGACGAGACAAACAACAGAUUUCUUGUCGUCUGACACCUGAUUUGCUCACAACUUCUCCGGCUUAGUGAAUCGGGGUCUUUGGAGCGAUACUGAACUUUUACUACUACUUUUGGGACCUACAACACGACUCUCCUUCUCAGCGGAAAGAAAAAUAUCAAGAAAUAGGAUUUGGGGCAGGAAGAAUCUGCUCCUUAAAGCCACAAACCACCUCCAAGUCUGUCCCUACAACAGCUUGUACACUUGAACUACUUCAAUUAUUAAGACAGAUAAAAAAAAUAAUGGGGGAAAAAAAAGAAAUGGAAUAGUUAAAAAUAUCAAACUUGAAGAAAAACUUAGGUAGAAAGGCCAUAACUUAAAGAAAACCACGGAUCUCUUCUUGGAUCGUGAAUUAAGUUUAGGUUGUUUAUACAUUUUUUAAUCUGUUGAAUUUUCAAAGAGGACCUUUUUCUCUCGUGUUUUCACUCAACACAACAAAAACAUUUCAUCACCAUCAUCUUCGUCCUGUCAAUUUAAAACCACCCUGAGCUAGUCACACAGAAAGGCUUGGAUUGAUGCUGUUUGGAAAGAUGGGUUUUUUGGUAGACGUAGAAUCAUAAGUCAUCGGCGUAUAACAAUAUCCCAGAUUUAUAAACGGUCAGGAUCAAACGUUUAACUAGUUGCACACAGCGGGGCUGGUAUUUGUGAUAUUGCUGAAAUUGAAACUUACUAACCUUGCUCUCAAACUUAAGAAUACAAGGUUUUAAUCAGGUCUCCUUCAACUUUAAAAGGCUCUAUGGUAUCUAAGCAGAGUUAUUGUUGAGUUAAUCUGAGACUCUUUAGUUUCUAAAACAGUUUAGUUUGCAGAAGAUCACUGGUUAUGAUUAGAGAUGUAACGAUACGUUUAUCUCCCGAUGCUUUGCGAUAUUGGGUCCAGGAAGCGAUUUUAUCACAAUUUUCUAACUUUUAUAAAGAAAGGAGAUUGAAGUUAAUUUCUGAAUAAAUAUUCUUUUAUUUCAAUUCUCUGAAGUUAAAAUGUAAAAUAUCCCUUUUCCUCAUUUUUAAAAAAAUAAUAUAUGUAAAACUUUUUAAUGUUCAGGACUUAUGGUUACAUUUAGCGCCCUCUGCGGGUCAACAAAGAGUCUGCCUAUGUAUUUUUUAUUUCUACAGAUUUGUCUGGGGCUUUUUAUGCCUUUAUUUGGAUAGGACAGAUAAUCAGACAGAGAGAGCGUGAAGACCGUAACUUAAUUGCUAGGGCCAGGCAUAGGCGCCACAAAGGCAUCGUACAUUUUAGUCUUAUCGAUUUUAAAUUGUCCAUAUCUGAAUCGAGUUUUAAUCAAAUUGUUAGGUGUCGUUACAUCCCCUGUAAUGCUGAAAAUAAUAUUGUGGGCAUUUUAGUUGAGCAUUAUCAGACUCUAUACAGCACUUUGCUUUUUUAAAUUUGAAGUGGUUCAAAGCUGGCAAUCCACAUUCCUUUUCUUUCAGAAACAUUUUCCACCACUUAAAAACAAAAUCUUGAAGCAGAUUAAUGUCAGACGGUUUUCGUUGGAUUUCUAUAAAUUAUGCUACACCGAUGUUCAUUUGACAUGUUAGUUGCUGCUUAAGGUAUCCAGUAUUUCACGCUUAUAGAGCAAACCCUCUGAGAAAAAAGGCUAAAUCAACUUUAAGGAUUUUUAAGGGUAGAUCAGAGGGUAAUUGUGUGUGUUUGACUGAACAUGCACUUUAAUAAUCACUCAAGAGCUGCUCUAAAUGUUAAUAUAUCACUUUGCUUGCAGCUGGAGUGUUUCUCCGCAAAGUUUCUGAAUUUUUAAAUCCUAGAUUGGGUCUUCAGAACAUUUGCGAGUGUAGUUCUUUGUAGUUUCCUUGGCCAUAGUCAGACGAGUUAGUUUGUUCUUUGAGACUGACUUAUCCUCAUUUGUACUUUUCACUUUCUCCAAACUCUACUGAGGAUGGAGGCUUGAAAGAAUUGAAAAAGGCAAGAAAAAGAAGGGAAGAGUAAGAAGGAGUAAAAGGAUGUGAGGAUUUGAAUAGACAAAAGGGGAAGAGAGGGAUGCACAGAGGAUUUAUGCGGGUCUGUAUUAGUAUGCUGGCUGUGGCACGGCGACAUCGACCAAGCUUAAUGAAGUACUUCUGUUCACAAAGCUCUAAUAGGGGCUACUCGCCCUCCAGAUCCCUGGCUUUAAUCCGACUGUCUUCCCCUUUGUUAUUUCUCACUGUCCUCUUGUAAUUUUCCCAUCCGUCUGGCCUCUCCUCUGUCAGCUGCGCUCUCUGUUGUUCAGUCUUUACCCCUUUUCACCUUCUCUUCUGUCCAUCUGUGCUGCUUUCUCUCAACACUCACUUUACAUCUUGAAGCUAUAGCGCCUUACAAUAAUUAUCAAAACACCAAAUGUAUACCGUCUGCAAAACACUCAACCUCACAUAUUCUACAUGUUCUAACAAAGAGUAAAGAAGAUGGCAUUAGUCAUUACUUUUGUUAGGAUUUCUUGUUGUGUUUGACCUUAAAUUGUCAACUUUUACAUCACAGAAUGAUCUGUCGACAUACUUAGAGGCAAGUCCAGUUUAUUUGCAAAGUUCAACUGAUUGUAAUUCAAAAUGCUGCACGCAAGAUAUUUAAGGCAUUCAAAGAAGGUACCAGUAGGACGUAUUAAAGGAUACAAAUAAGGUUUGAAGAGUUGAAAAUUUAAAUGUUUUUUUGUAAGAAUUGCAUUUCAAAGAAUUUAGAGUUAAAAGAGUUUUGGUUUCGGGUUUGUGGAGUAUAAAAACCCAACAAUGUUUCACCAGGAUUGGUUUUCACUCUCGGGACAGUCAGCAGAAAUUAUCCCUGACCGUUUAAGCGGUCCUAAAAUUCUAUUACAAAGCAGAAAAUCAGUCACAGGACCCUCUUAUUUCAAACCUAACAGUAUUUUAAAGAUAAUUCUUUGACAAAAAGGAAGUCUUUGUAAAGGUCUGAGAACUCAACUGAGGGACCAUUUACAAGUUGUGAUGCAACUUGUUCCUCAAUAUAUACAUAUAUAUAUAUAUAUAUAUAUGUAUACAUAUCUGUGUGUCGUCUACAUAUCAUGACAAGCUGUAGCUGCUUCUCUCACUUUACGGAUUGGAGCUAUUAUGUCAAACGGAAGAGGACCAAGAAUGGAGCCUUGGGGGACUCCAGAUAUAUUUUAACACUGCUCCUCAAGUAGUAAAAACGUUUUGCAUUUUUUUUUUUGCAUUAUAGUUUAGGUAAUUGACAUCAAAUUAAGGUUUUAAAGUAAGCGGGAUCUGUCGCAAAAUCAAAAAAGACCAUCUUGUUUUGACUCUAGUGUAGUCAACUUUCUGAAUUACAGAAGGAAAGUGAAGACUUGAUGGUACCCCCUCCAGAAAUAUGAAAAUCUUGUUACAUUAACAAGAACAAGCUGUUUCUCAAGUCUUAAACUACUGCCAUUUAGAGGAUGGGACAUGUUAAGUUCCUAUGUUCUAAUGUAAAUGAGAUUUAUCCAUUAAAAGACGCACGCACAAAUAGGUAGACAUGAGUCAUCUUAUUUAAAUCUCAAAUCCUCAUAAUGCCUUUCUUUAUACAGCCGCACAGCAGUUCCAAUUUAGCAUGCUUUAUUUAUACACAAACUGCUCAUUAGGAAGUCAUUAACUCCAGUAUGAGUCACUCAGAGGUCAGUCCCCUCCCCUGAGGGGGUUUAGAGUCCCCCAUCCAUGACCUCCUACCCCAGGCUAGAAAUCACAGUUGCAGGGCGAGAAGGAAAUCCCGACUGAGUCACUGUUUCUGCAGACUUUGUGUCAGUGAAGGGUUUUAAUGCCUGACUUUAGCAAAGGAGAUUAGUAAAAAACUAAUUUGAUAUUUUAGAAAAUGCUUUGUCAUCAGGCCAACAACCUUUAUCUUGUUCCUGAAAAGCUUUAGAGAGUAGUUAUAUAUCUAUACUUUCCAUAUAUACACCCACACACAAUCCCACAUUAAUAAUGCAGUACGGUGCAUCCUAUCGUUCCACAUCAUUUUCAAGGCUACUUUACAUUUAAAAGGGUACAUUAUGCCUGCUUCUGUACAUCUGCCUCUCUGUCUGCCUCUACCCUUGUUCUUGUUCUUCUUCGCUCAGCUUUGUACCGUGUUCACCGAGCUCUCUGUCCUGCAGUGAUUGAAUGUGUUUUCGCUGCAUAUCCUUGCAAUUACUCGCUGCCGUCAAGAGCGUUUCAGCACAUGCAGCAUUCAGCACAAAUCGAUGCCGUUCAAUAUCCCACAGCGCUAUUCCGACUUUGUUCUCAAGGGUGUACAAUAAACACAGAACAAGACAUUCUGCUCCUUUUACCUUGAAGCCUAUAUAGAGCGCACACGCUCUGUCUGCUGGGAGGGUUGUAGAAACAUGAAUGUCUAUCCAAAGAAAAUUGCCUAUUGGACCAAGCUUGUCUUUCUCUUGUGUUUACUCAGCUUUACCGUGAUCUGGACAGAAUUGCUGGUUUCAAGUCAAAAAUAUGAAUUUGUUUGACUUAAGGUCAGCAAAAAUUGAAAAGUUUUUUCCCAAACGGAGAUGGCCAACAUCUAGAUGAAGUAAAGGCUCACAUGCUAGGCUGCAACUAACAGCUGUAUUGCGCAGGAUGAAGUCUGAAGUUGCUCGUUCAUUGUCAGCCAACAAGGCAACUUAUUUAUAUUGCACAUUUCAAGUUCUUCUUCAUUCAAACAAAAAAGUUAAAAUCAAAGGAGCUCAAAUAUAUUAGUCCAAGCAGAAAAAAAUACAGUGCUGUUUUGAUAGUUAAAAUGAAUUUGGGUUAUUGAACUAAUUUGAUAAAUGGCAGCGGGUGAGUUGGUUGACAGAGUGUGUGGGGUAAUAAAGAAUCAAGGAAACAUCCUGAAACCACUGCGUGAAGUUUUAGUUGACUUACUUACCCAAGUGGAAACUGGCUCAGCAUGAAGCUUUAAAUGAUGAGAAAGUUCCCGGUUUCUGCUUCCGUGCAGCUCUAAGGCAACACGAGUGUAGACACUGAGACAUCUUUGUACUCGUAACGGCGGCUCUCAGCUGUGCGGUUUCACCACUUGACAUCGGUGCACACUUUGUCUAUAGCAGAGCUCCGGGCUAGUCGUGUAGCGUUGCAGGUUUGUCAUCAGCUGUUUUGUUGCUCUUUGUGAUUUAACAUGAGAGACGGAGAGCAGCCCUGCGCUUUCUUCCCUGAGGGGGGGUUAACCUUUCACUGAGCUAAUGAGGGGGUUUCCAUCCCACUUCACCACACACGCCCAAAUUCAUUUCACUCACUUUCACUUCUCUGUUGUGCUUGAUGCUGUUUCAUCGUGUUAAUGACAGAGGUGAGGUUGAUGGUGAAAAUGACGUGCAUACAGGAUUACUUUUCUUAACGGUCACUACUUGCUUUUGGUUUGAUAUGCAGGCAGAAUAAACAGACAUUUGUUUUGUACGUUGGAGUCGCUGCACUGAUGUAAUCUUGGAUUAAGUGCCUUGCUUCACGGCACUUCAGCAGUAGAAGUUAAAAGAGAGAAACGCACAUCUCAUGCAGUUCCUUAUACUCAUUUUUACAGCUCUUUCUGGGUGUUAAAGCUCAAUAUUUUCUGAUCGUUUUUUGUAUUUUUUCUGUUGCAGUCAAGGCUCCUGCUGCCUAUGUUUAUUUGACAAUGAAUGACUCCGGUUCUCACAUCAUCCUCAUCAGGUUUCAAUGGUUUUACGAGGGAAAAUAUGUGGAGGUUGGCUUGUUGAGUCGGCAGAAGCUUUUUUUGUUGGGCCUCACUUGAGGGGUCUAAAUGAUCAAAAGGUGCAAAAUGUUCAGGACAAUUCUCGAAGGUAUUGCUUCAACCGGCAGCCGCAAAACAAGAUAACACGAUAAUCUUUGUAGGUUUUUUACUUUGGAGUCUGGUGGCUUUGAUGAGAGCAGAGUAAAGGCUGUUCUUGAGAGCUCUGCGACUUAUAAAAACUUGAUGAAAAGCAGGAUCACGUGACCUUUAAGGAACAAAAUACAUCAAUCGCAUUGUUAUAAACGCGUUGGCUCUGACAGCCUUACUUUCAUUGCUUCCCAUCUAAGAAGAAGCUACAAAGAAAAUGUCAAAUUAUAUAUCGUGUUUGAUGACCCGUUAGCUUCCAUCAGACCACAAAUAACAUAACCAUCCAGUGAGUAGUGAGACUAACCAGGUGACGUUAACUCUGUGUGUAUUUUAUUAGCCAAAUUUACAUUGAUGUUACUACUCAUUUUUAAGCCAAAAAAAAACAAUGUUUACAGUACAGGUGGAGUGCAACGCCGGUGCUCUCACCUUCAGCAUCAUGAAUAUUGACCUCAAUCAAGUAGAUGUAUCCUUUUUUAUGGUCCCUGCAAUUUCAUCAGCCCAUUUGUUGAUUAGUUUUGAAGAAAGUUCUCGUAUCAAAGGAAGGUUUCCAGUCUAUUUAGUCAUUUUCACGCAAAAUUCACCAGACGCUAUACUCACACUCUUUUGUGGUGUCACUGAAAAAUGGCCGCCAUGUGAAUAUGGUCUAGUUAGUACAAUCUUUUGCAGCUGUCGGCUGGAGCAAUCCACUUCACAGUCACAGUACUUCUUAAACCUGUUAGUAACUUAGACCUAAAAGUUUGUUAAAAAAAUGGGAUCUAUAGUUUGAGAAUACGAGAGUAAACUCUUUAUAGUAGACAGCAAUGUGUUGGAUAUUAACACGGGGUUGGUGAUCAGGUAAAACAACCUUUCCAUCAUACUUUGCCUAAACAAAUCCAAUCACAUUUGGCUAAGAUAUGCAAAUCAUUCCUUCUGGGUUUAAGCGAAACCAGCCCCGUGUAUCCAGUGAAGUCUGAAAGUGUGUAUAUAUUUACUGAGAUUUACAGCAGAAUAGCAGUUUACAAGAGUACAGUGUAUUCAGCAGAUGUCUGUUUGUGGAAAUGGAAGAAGGUACUUGAAGAAAACGUACUGUUGUGAUUUAUUGUUCGCUUAUUCAUGCUACUUACACAUACGGACAAACUAUAUGUACAUGAGGUUUUUCAAAGUAUGUGGUGGACACUCUGGUCCACAGCUCUUCUGUUUGAAACAUAUUUAAUCACCUGGGUUCUGGUUUUUGCCUCAGAGGGCAAAGGGUCCUCUGAAAAUCUGCCUCUUUUAUGGUUAUUGUGAGCAGACCUGGGACAAACUGCCACUGAACGGUACCUCAUUUACACUGUUGGAUUUAUACUGUCUACACCUGCCACAGCUCCAUCCUCUUCGUCCUCGGUUUCACAAUCCUUUUCCGACCACUUCAUGUGCAUUUGUCAUGUUGGCAUUCCUUUCAAUUCAAAAGACAAAUGAAGGAAGGCGGGUCGACAGUGGCAGGCGGACAGGUUCAAAACAACCGUGGUCUCUGACAGCUUGUUGGUAUCUUCAGCUCGGGGUCGUUUUGUCCAAGGUCUGGUGGUGUUCUGGUGGCUUUGGACAACAGUGAGUUGCCUUUAAAGGUAGACUUAGUGAUCUGAGAUCGCCACUUCCAAACAAGGGGGGAAAAAAUAUGACGGAGAAUCAGGGCCACUUUAAAAACUAAAAAAUCUGAAUAAAGUUGUAAUAAUACGAGAAUAAAGCCGUAAGAGAAAGAAAUGAGGAACGUCCAGAAGCAAGGUGUGAACCUCCAGCGUUGAAAUGUGAAGCCAAUAUGUAAAAAACUGCAGUUCCUUGAGUGUCCACUUGGGGCUGGGGAACAUGUUUACAGCCUCGUACAAGAAAGGAAUUUGGUAUCAAUAGCGCCUGUCUUUAUUGGAACACAAGAGUUUUGCUUAAAACAGGGCGGGCUCAGAUGACUACCAAGUUUGCCAGGAGGCUAAAGGCUCGCCUUAACCCUGCCUCUUCUCCUGUUUCAUAUCAGUCAAAAGUAUGACUUGUGACAUUAAAGCAUAUAGGCUAACCAUAGAUCAAAGGUACGACUUUUUCCUCCUAGUAUUACAACGUUUUUUUUUAAACGUGGCCCUUAUACUCCAUCAUAAAAAAAAUAGGUUAUUUAAGAGAAACGAUCAAAGCGAGUUGACCGAUUUAAUCUCCUUUAAAAAGUGUCCAGGGGUUUGUUUUUAGUGGUUCUUUUGGUCCACACGCUGUCUCAUGUGUUCCUUCAGAAAAAUCUUUUAUAAGUCAAAUAGUCAGAGCUUAAAGAGCAUCAUAUGUGAAGAGAACAAACCCACCUCGAACAAACUGUGAGUUUGGAGAGUGGCGUCACGUGGCUAAGUCUUCCUUUAACUUGCCUGUUGUUGCCUUUAGUUUCUAACUUUUCUCUUUUCUUAAAAAAAAAAUAUAUAUAUACGUAGGAGAAUAAAAACAUAUCAAAGGUAGUCUGGGAAGACUUUUUAAGUAACAAAAUAUAUGAAAGUUCUUUGGAUAAUAUCACCACUACUACUACUACUACUGCUUCUAGGGAGAUUUUAUCAGAUAUAGCUUUAAGAGAGAUUCGAUUCUGUUUGUUUUUCUUAUGAAGAAAAAGACGAUUUUUCUGUAAAUACCUUCAGAUUUCAGUUUGGUUUUUGGGUUUUUUGACUAAAUGGGUUGAUUAUAAAAUCAAAAUGAAAAAAAUCUAACCUUGGCUCACCUCUUUACAUGCAAAACGAUGCACCGUUUCUUUUAUAGAAGUUCUCAUGUAGUCCUUUUCAGUCGGAAAUCAAAUAUCAGAUGAUGUAAAUAAAAAAGAACAACAGAAGCUUUUGAAAAGUUUUUCUAUUUUUAUUUCUCUUAUUUAAGAUGAAAGUCUUCAUCCUUUGCACAUCAUUUUUAUGACGAUGCUUAUGUUGGAUAGGCAUGUUUACGUUGUUUACUUGAAGAUUAUUCUGUGAUUCAAGUUUGAUUUCUGACGAGACAAAGUUUGAUUCUUUAAAACACUGACAUGACUGGAAGAGAGAUGAUUUUCUUUUUCUAUGUUUUGUUUUUCUGUCCCACGCCAAUUAUAUAUCAAUAACACCAUGUUCUGUUAACGAUGAAAUGUCAAUAAAAGUGAAAACUUCA
This is a messenger RNA of Labrus mixtus (cuckoo wrasse), 11261 nucleotides long. RefSeq names its product matrix metallopeptidase 24 (gene mmp24). The transcript is spliced from 10 exons. The record is from RefSeq and is a predicted model, not a curated record. Gene Ontology annotation, molecular function: metalloendopeptidase activity; zinc ion binding. NCBI's taxonomy places the organism in Eukaryota, Metazoa, Chordata, Actinopteri, Labriformes, Labridae. Gene Ontology annotation, biological process: collagen catabolic process; proteolysis; extracellular matrix organization. Bases 147 to 2003 code for a protein of 618 amino acids. Gene Ontology annotation, cellular component: extracellular matrix.